AUGCUACCCCUUCCCGGGGCCCCAUCUUCGUCAUGGGCCCUUUUUAACCAGCGGGUCAAGUCUAUGUUUAGCGGUGCUAAUCUCAGGGUUUGCAUCUCCUUCUGGCUAUUUGGUCUGAUAAAUAAUGUCCUAUAUGUUAUUAUCUUGUCUGCCGCUCUCGAUCUUGUCGGCCCUGAUGUUCCAAAGGGUGUUGUUCUCCUCGCAGAUGUCAUACCCUCCUUCGCGACGAAGCUCGUCGCCCCGUACUUCAUACAUGUUGUGCCGUAUCCCGUCCGAAUCCUGAUAUUCGUCGUGCUCUCCGCAGCUGGCAUGCUUUUGAUAGCCGCGAGUCCAUCGUACGCGCAAGGUGGUACCAUAACGACCAAGAUCGCAGGUAUCAUUUUGGCUAGUUUGUCCAGCGGAGGUGGGGAGCUGAGCUUCUUGGGACUAACACAUUACUACGGUCCUUUCAGCUUGGCAUCCUGGGGAAGCGGCACUGGCGCAGCGGGACUGGUGGGAGCAGGUGCCUAUGCUCUUGCGACUACGUCUCUGGGUUUCAGCGUCAAGACUACGAUCUUGGCGUCUGCUUGCUUGCCCGCCGUCAUGGUGGUGAGCUUCUUUGCCAUCUUGCCCAGGGAGCCCCUGCGGAACCUUUUGCCGGUAAUUAAUGAAUAUGAGCGAAUUGAGGAUGGAUUGGUGGAAGAGCGCGAUAUCGGUGGAGAGGAUCUCAAUCCGGUUGGUGAAGAAAACGAUUUACUGCUUAAUUCUUCCCGCCAUUCAAACGAAGAUCGUAAGUCCACGCAUUCAGGCGAUGGAACUCUGGGGUGGCAGAGUUUCAAAGCGAAUCUGCGGCGUGUUCGGGGGCUUUUCUUUCCUUUUAUGCUUCCUUUGCUCCUCGUCUACAUUGCGGAGUAUACUAUUAACCAGGGGGUGGCACCGAACCUCCUAUUCCCGCUCAGUGAGUCGCCGUUCAGCCAGUUCCGCGCGUUCUACCCGGCGUAUAAUGCCAUCUACCAAGUUGGCGUCUUUAUAUCCCGUUCAUCGACACCCUUUAUCCGGGUGCAUCAUCUCUACUUGCCGUCUUUGCUGCAAGUUAUUAAUCUAGUCCUGUUGAUGCUGCAUGCACUCUUGAACUUCAUUCCGAACGUGUACAUCAUCUUUGUGAUUAUAUUCUGGGAGGGGCUACUGGGAGGGCUUGUGUACGUCAACACCUUUGCUGAAAUUGGCGAUCGUGUACCGAAAGAGGACCGGGAGUUCUCGCUCGGAGCAACGACCGUCAGCGACUCGGGUGGUAUCUGCAUUGCUGGGUUCCUCAGCAUGGCCAUUGAGGUCUGGCUGUGUAAUUACCAGGAUACACACGGCCGGGAUUACUGUCGGAAGAUAUAA
This is a messenger RNA of Monascus purpureus, 1365 nucleotides long. The record is from the annotation of a GenBank genome assembly. Lineage: Eukaryota; Fungi; Ascomycota; Eurotiomycetes; Eurotiales; Aspergillaceae.